Acanthocheilonema viteae is the source of this 606-nucleotide messenger RNA. Lineage: Eukaryota; Metazoa; Nematoda; Chromadorea; Rhabditida; Onchocercidae. The record is from the annotation of a GenBank genome assembly.
AUGGAUGAUCUUUAUGGUUUCAAUAAGCUUUGCGGUCAACGUAUUAUUAUGUGCUCAAUGCGGAUGGUUGGAUCCUAUAUUAUUAGCAUUGCCGCUCUACAACUUUUUCUCAAUUAUUCGCGUUUGAAAACAUCUUUAGAUCUCGGGUAUCAAUUGUUGUUCAUUGUAAUGCGGUUAACUGGAUUUACAUUUUCGAAAUUAUGUUUGAAGAUAUUUGAAGGAGAUAAAUUGACCAUGAAAUUACUUACGCAUAAUUUUCUAUCAUCGGUCUUUCUAAAAGGGGUCACAGAAGGCUAUCCAUUGAUUUUGUCAGCGACAAGGAAAGAAAUAAAGCAAUACGAAUACAAUGAUUCCUUUUUACAACGGAUAAUUCCAAAGCUGAACUAUGAUGCCUUCCGAGAAGCAGCGCUAAGCAUAGGUGAAGGUGAUAAAUUGCCGGAGCAAUUACCGGAGAAAUUAGAAGAUGAAUUGAAAAAUGAAAUGCAUCGUUUGUUGGUGUGUGUAGAAGUUAUCGAAGGCGAAUUAAAGUGUCCUGAAAGUGGACGGGUUUUUCCAAUUCGCGAAGGCAUACCAAAUAUGCUUACAAGCGCAAAUGAGAUCAAGUAA